GGCAUUUGGGUGUUUAAUUCUCAAAACGAAAAAAAUAUUGAAAAAAAUUAAACAGCCUUCAAAAGUCGUCAGUGAAUAAAAACCACAAAAAAAAAUAGUAAACAACAAAAAGUAAACAAAUCGAAAAACCUUGCAUUAGUUUAGUCGUGCCAGCUAGCUACCUGUGGAGAGUUACAGUUCGCAGCGACAAAACGAAUUCCAAACAGCGACUUGAAAACAAAAAAAAAACGUUGGCGCUGCGUUUCAAACCCCCGUUGGCGUCGGCAGAGCUUCGCUGUUGGCUUUUUUCCUCCCAAUUUUUGUUUUAUUAAACUCAACUUGCGAAGUUAAUUUCAGCAACUGAAUUCAAUACCGUUUUGUUACGUUUUCGAGUUGGUCGUGUUUUUUUCCUCAACUCUAGAAACUCAGGCGCUUUGAAAGAAAAGAAAAAAAAACACAAAAAAAAUAUAUAUUUCUGUUCCGCGUUUCAUCAAAUCAAAAUAUAAAACCAAUUAAUUAAGUGAAAAAUACACAAGUGUAAACAACAAUAAAUUGAUUUAAAAUUUCUAAGAAAAAAACCCAGAAGUUGUGAAAAAAAAAAUUAAAAAAAAAUCUAAUCUUUUUCUUAAAUACAAUAUUGAAAAUUGUUAUUAUUCUUAACGGAAAUGUAAAUCAUUCGCCCCCAAUUUCGUUUAAAAAAUCAAAAAAAAAAUUGAAAAAUAAAAAUAUUAUUUUAUUGCAUAAACCAGUUGAAUAAAAAAUCAAGAGAAAAAACAAAUUGAAAAAUUACGGAUUAAUUUCCCCCCUCUUUUGUUCUCAAAAAAACUCCACCUCCAUUUGAGAGUACAAAAAUUGUUGUGAUCUUUAACAAAAAAGAAAAUAGUCAUAAAUAUUUUAAUAAUUUAAUAACUAAGUCAAAAUAACAAAAUAAAACAAAAAAACAAGCUAACCAACUCUCUAACAAAACCAAGGAUUCAUCAGAAAUCAGGAAAAAAAUUUACUAUUUAAAAAGAAAAAUAAAUAACUGUUGUUGAUUAAUUAAUAAGAAUAUCUCAUCUAUAUAACAUAUUGUUGUAAAUAUAUAUAUAUAUAUAAAUAAUAUUAACAAAAAAAAAACGGAAAACCUUUAACUCCCACCGCACAAAAAACAACAAAAGUAACAACAAAACAAAAAACACAAAAUGACUGGUUUUACCAACGCUGGAUUUGAAAACGAUGAACCUGUGAAGCCAAAACCAGGUUUCGAACCGGACACAGCCUCAUUGAGAGAGAAAGUUAUAUUGAAUCCUGGUGAAAAAUGGCGUAUAUUGAAAAAUAUUGGCAUUAUAUCGUUUGCCUUUAUGGUGCAAUUUACAGCGUUUCAGGGUACAGCUAACUUACAGUCAUCGAUAAAUGCCACCGAUGGCCUCGGCACUAUAUCGCUGAGUUCCAUUUAUGCAGCCCUCGUUGUGUCCUGUAUAUUCCUGCCCACACUAAUUAUUCGUAAGCUAACCGUAAAAUGGACAUUGGUCUUCAGUAUGUUGUGCUAUGCCCCCUACAUUGCCUUCCAGUUGUUCCCAAGAUUUUACACAUUGGUUCCUGCUGGUAUUCUAGUCGGUUUGGGUGCCGCUCCCAUGUGGGCAUCCAAGGCCACCUAUUUAACACAAGUCGGUCAGGUAUAUGCGAAAAUAACUGAACAGGCGGUUGAUGCUAUUAUUGUAAGAUUCUUUGGCUUCUUCUUUUUGGCCUGGCAAACAGCUGAAUUGUGGGGCAAUCUCAUUUCAAGUCUUGUGCUCUCUAGCGGCGGUCAUGGUGGCGGCAGUGGCAACGAUAACAGCACCAUUUCGGAAGAAGACCUACAAUACUGCGGCGCCAACUUUUGCGUUCAUGGCAGCAAUGGACAUUCCAACUUGGAACGUCCACCAGACCAUGAAAUCUUCGAAAUUAGCAUGAUCUAUUUGUCAUGUAUUGUUGCCGCCGUGGCUAUUAUAGCCUUCUUCCUGGAUCCUCUCAAGCGUUACGGUGAGAAACGCAAAGGUUCCCAAUCGGCCCAGGAAUUGUCGGGCAUGGAAUUGUUGUCGGCCACCUUCCGUCAGAUGAAGAAACCCAACCAACAGUUGUUGAUCCCCAUCACCGUUUUCAUUGGCAUGGAACAGGCGUUCAUUGGUGCCGAUUUCACUCAGGCCUAUGUGUCAUGUGCCUUGGGUAUCCAUCAGAUUGGUUUCGUUAUGAUCUGCUUCGGUGUGGUGAAUGCCAUUUGUUCGAUUCUCUUCGGUUCGGUGAUGAAGUAUAUCGGCCGUACACCCAUCAUCAUUUUGGGUGCUGUUGUCCACUUUACCCUGAUCACAAUUGAAUUGUUCUGGCGUCCCAGCCCCGACAACCCCUUGAUCUUCUAUGCCAUGUCUGGCCUGUGGGGUGUUGGUGAUGCUGUGUGGCAGACCCAAAUCAAUGGUCUCUAUGGUCUGUUGUUCAGACGUAACAAGGAAGCUGCCUUCUCCAAUUAUCGUCUCUGGGAAUCGGCUGGUUUUGUGAUUGCCUAUGCUUAUGCGACCACACUGUGUGCCCGCAUGAAGUUGUACAUCCUGUUGGCUGUCCUGACAUUGGGAUGCAUCGGUUAUAUUAUCGUUGAAAUCUUGUACAGAAGAAAGCAACGCAAGAUCAAGAAACAAGAAAAGGCUGAGGCCGCCGAAAAGGAGAAGGAAGCUGCUGCCGCCAAGGCCAUUGCCGAAUCAAAUAUCAAUGGCACACCCGAAGUCGAGGAGACCGACGAUGAAUUGGAUGAUCUCGAAGAAGAUAUUGUAGUAACACAUUUCUAAGUUAUUUUUUUUUUUCAUUUUCUGUUCUGUUCUGUUGUUGAAUGAAUGUAUGAAACUAGAAAGCUUUCAAACUCUGGCCGUUAACAAAACGAAAAAAUUCAAAAACAAACACAAACAUCUACACAAACAAACUAUUUACUUUUACAUACAAUGUAAUAGCAAAAAAAUAUCAAACUUAGUUGAAGAAAAGCUGUUUAAAGCUUUAAAGCUCAAACAAAUAAUAAUAUUCAUUUUUUUUGUGAGGCAAGCUUUUAAAGUUUGUUAUUUUCAAAAAAAUAUAUAUACACACAAAAAGCAAUAAAUUAAUUUUUUUUUAUUAUAAAAAUAUUUAAAAAAUAUAUGAAAUUGUUAAAUUUUAAAUAUUUUUAUAAUGAAAAAAUAAUUAAAUCAAGACGUACUGUAACAAUUGUACGCAGUUGAGGGGGAAACAAGUUUCACCGAAUACAAAUGUAAAUAAUGAAUAUUGAAACUUUUCCCCCCUGGGAUUCGGUUUUGAAAAAGUUAAUCCCAAAAAUCAAAUGAAAAAAAAAAACUAAACGAACAUUCCUUUCCUUAUUAAUGAAGAUUAAAAAAAAUUAUAGAAAAAAUACCACUAACCCUGUUAAGAAAACAAAAAGACACAGAAAAUCAUAUUAAAAAAACAAAAACAAGACACGAAAAUAUGAUUUUCUGCAAAAAAAAAAAAAAAAACAAAUACCAA
This is a messenger RNA of Musca domestica (house fly), 3474 nucleotides long. RefSeq names its product UNC93-like protein. Lineage: Eukaryota; Metazoa; Arthropoda; Insecta; Diptera; Muscidae. The transcript is spliced from 7 exons. Gene Ontology annotation, molecular function: potassium channel regulator activity. The coding region runs from base 1161 to 2774 and encodes 537 amino acids. Gene Ontology annotation, biological process: regulation of potassium ion transport; regulation of muscle contraction. Gene Ontology annotation, cellular component: striated muscle dense body; plasma membrane. The record is from RefSeq and is a predicted model, not a curated record.